Molecule: messenger RNA, 2763 nt
Organism: Perca fluviatilis (European perch)
Lineage: Eukaryota; Metazoa; Chordata; Actinopteri; Perciformes; Percidae
Gene: cldn10a
Product: claudin 10a
Exons: 5
Coding region: 686-1384 (232 amino acids)
Biological process (GO): bicellular tight junction assembly; cell adhesion
Cellular component (GO): plasma membrane; bicellular tight junction
Molecular function (GO): structural molecule activity
Source: RefSeq, a predicted model, not a curated record
UUUAAAAUGUUGACUCAGAAAAACAAAAAGUUGUCAGGUCGACGGGAAGACAACACAAGAGUUAACUAGAAGCAGGGAAAUAAGGAAAUGCCCUUCCAGAUAGCUUGAAGCAUCCUCUCCUUUCUGCCACUUGAUGGUGCCAUAAUGCUGUAAAACCAAUAUGGAAUUAUAUUAUAAUUAUAGUUGCCCUGCUAGUGGCUUUAUUUAAUGCUGCUGCUAUAAUGAGGAUUUAAAGUUAAAAAUUCUGGUGCAGCAUUAUGAUAAAAAAAAAACAUAAAAUUUAAAACAUAAUUCAUUCAUUCAGUCAAAUCACCAUACACGUAUCAUAUCUCUGUUCCUCAUCUUGUGUUCCUUUUCAGAUCCUUUCAAUUAAAGACUUCCUCCUCCUGCAGAUCCCCUUGCAGUCCCUAUGCACACUGUGUGGAGUGAUGACUGCCGUGUGCACCCCCGAACCCUCCCACCACCACACACAAACACAAUAUACAGCAAGUGAUUGUGUGUCAGUGAAUGAUAUGCACUUGAAAGUAUUGGUAGAUGCUUGGCAGGUGGAGGAGUAGCAAAAUUCUGCAGAACAGCCAAUGCUGACGCACCUGUCCUGGGCCGACCCUCCCACCUCCUCUCUGGGAAACUUCUGAAGGAAAGAUCUCUGUCCUGUCCCAGUCAGGACCUCCAAGCCACAGGAAAAAUGGGCAACAUGGCAACCGAGAUCGUUGCCUUUGUCCUGACCAUCUCGGGGUGGAUCCUGGUGUCGUCCACCCUGAGGCUAGACUACUGGAAGGUGUCCUCUGUGGAUGGGACGGUCAUCACCACCGCUACCUUCUGGUCUAACCUAUGGAAAACAUGUGUGACUGAUUCCACUGGUGUGUCCAACUGCAAGGACUUUCCUUCAAUGCUGGCUCUGGAUGGCUAUAUCCAGGUGUGUCGGGGUUUGAUGAUCGCCGCUGUAUGUCUGGGUUUCUUUGGUGCCAUCUUUGCCUUGGUAGGAAUGAAGUGCACAAAAAUAGGAGGCUCGGAAAACACCAAGGCUCGUCUGACUGUCCUCUCGGGCUUCCACUUCAUUCUCAACGGCCUCUGCUGCAUGACUGCAUGCUCCAUAUAUGCUCACAGGAUCACGACUGACUUCUUUGACCCCCUCUUUUAUGCCCAGAAGUUUGAGCUGGGAGCAGCUCUCUUCAUCGGCUGGGCUGGAUCUGUACUGUGUAUCCUAGGCGGACUUAUCUUCUGCUUCUCACUGUCCACAGGCUUCAGUAUCAGAGCUGAAUACUCCUACACUGGAGCUGCAUCAUUUGAGACAGCACGCAACAAGCACAGAAAGACAAGCAACAACCUUCACAACGGACCAGGGGAGCCAUCGAGGCAGUUUGGAAGAAAUGCCUAUGUGUGACAUUGGACUCUAUCUUGUUGUUACAUUUCUUAUAAUAAUUUGGGGUCACUAGAAACUAUUUCACCAGUAAAAGCAAAUGACUCCAUUCACAAACUUCUGUGCCUCAUCUCCAUGGAAAUAAUGGUUGGAAAGUGUAAACUGUGUGUCAGUUUACAUAUUCUCUUGAUUUGUGGCCAGAGUCAUCUUUAAAUUCGGGUCCUUUCUGGGACAUUUCUGUCAAUGACCCUAUGUAAAAGAUAAUCUUGCUUUUCUUUUAGGGCAGGAAAUUUGAUUUGGCACAAAACGGCGUUCAAACUCUCCGGUCACCUUCAAUAAGCUGGCCUUUCCUGCCUGUCUCACAUAGACUGGAGAGAUAUUAAAUCUCUAUUUUAUAAUUCUUGAGUCAAAGGCUAAUUGGACAUCAAUAUUAUCGAGCAUAUUUUUUUUUCAUUAAAACCAGAAGAUAGCCAGUACACUUUUUGUUAGCUUACUGCUCAAACUUAUGAUAUAUGAAUAAGAAAUAACAUGAUUUCUUCUUUUACACAAAAGUUAAAGUCAUUUAAAGCAAUUCUCUUUUCAAAGCAUGCCGUUUUAGAAGCAACAAAAUAUAAUUUUUAAUGGUUAUCUAAAAAAAUAAACAAAUAGAUUACUUAUUAAAACUUGGAUAGCUAUGAUGUAAUUCCAGUUAAUCUUCUCCUGUUGCUUUAAGGAAAUAGAGCACACCUUUAGUUGAAAGUUUUUAGGAUUUCUCAAGCUGAAAGAUGGAUCACAUGAAGACCUUUCUUGUUUUAUUUUCUUGGCCUAGACUGAUCUGACUUCCAAAGGUCACUAGGUCACAUCUGACCCCAGAGAGGGCUAUGCAGAGCAGGAGGCCCGACCGGAGGUAUCCCCUCAUAUCAGCCAUCCAUCUCCACCUAAGAAUUAUUAUCAAUAGGAACCCCAGGCUAUGUUACGCAAAACCUUGUGGCCCAGCUGGCAGAGAGCAGUUGCCCUGUGCUUUCUGGCGCUUUACGUCCGUAAACAAGUGUCAGGUGUCCUGGGCUCUGCAGAAUGCUCUCUGAUAUAAUGGUGGUAUUGUAUUGUCUGUCUGCAUUACAUAUAGGGAUGUUAAAAAAGGUUACGCAUCAAACUCCUUCUAGCUAAUACUUUCUAAAUGAUUGUCUCUUGACAGAACAUUUCAGAAUAGCUACAGUAACUGCUCACAAUAGUUAUAUAUUAAAAAGAAUUUAAAGUUAAUAUAUCAUGGCAAAUACUGAGAAUAAUCAGAAAUCCUUAAAGCAUCAUUUGAAAAAUACUUUCUUCCAAGUGCUUAUAUAUCCAUCUAAUAAUGUUUAAAUUGUCUCUGGUAUGUCUUUAGUGUAUUCUGAGGUUCUUAAACAAAAAUAAAACGAUAAAAAGUG